AAUGGAGUUAAUGUGAUGCAGUCUACACAUACUGAUGUAGUCCAGCUCAUAAAAUCAUCGACACAAGUAGUACUGACAGUGCAACAAAAACCAGUAGUGUCAAGUGGCGUGGCAGCAGUAGCAGCGAUAGCAACAUCAACUACAGCAACAACAACUUCCGGUUUACAAGUCGGAGUAGUUGGCACUACGAGUCAACAGCAUCAACGUCCGGUCAGUUUGUCGGCGACUGGAAACAUGUCACCUUCACAACCGGCGACCUCUCUUCACCGAGCAUCGACUGCACCGGCAGGCAGUGCUCCAUGUAAUACUCGAAUUACAGGACCACAACCAGUUGAUCUCGAGAAGAAGCGGCAGUUGGAAACACAGAGAGUCCACACAUUCCAGCUUAUGUUGGAAAAAGAACAAAGUUACGUAGACAAAUUACGGAGCGAGUUGGCAAAAGCUGGUACUGGCAGUGGUAACAUCAAUGUCACAGCCGUACAAACGGAGCUAGCGGGUGCCGAGAGGAGAGUACGCACUUUGCAGGAACAACUUGCAGCGAUUAGUACAACUAAUGAACAGCUUUGCUCAUUGGUAACAAACACUUCGUGUUCCUCGGGUUAUUGUCCACCCUCGAACAACGGCAGUGGCGCAGAUGUACCACCCCCACUGCCGUCGCGCAAAUCCUUAUCCAUGCAAAGUCUUUCUCCGCCGCCUUUGCCUCCCAGACCUCCACCUGCCACACAAAACACAGUCCAACCGGAGGUGGACCGACAUCUGCUGAUUCACUUAACGCCUUCAACCAUCAAUCAGGGUAUUUCUAACUCUUUUUCUCAAGAUGCCAAUUUGAGCGCUUCAAGUGCUCUCAGUAAACAUCAGCGAACAAAGUCCAGUCCGGAACAGUUGGGAACAACAGCAAUAUCUCCAUUGGAAGCUAGUAGACGUUUAAUUGCCUCUGAAUCGAUGAAUGAUUUGUUACCUCCGGGACAUGUCAGGCAUAAUGAUAUCGAUAUCAAUGAAUUACCUCGUACACCACCGGGGACACCACCACCACCGUAUCCUGCUCCCGUUUUAGGGCAAGACAUUUUCUCGUCCACAUUAAACGAUGCACUUGCGACUGAUAUCAUUCCUGGAUUGCCAGCGUUCCAACAGCCAAUUAUGUCAAUGGAAGAAGAUGACGUUAGCGAUCAAGAAAUCGGUCAAUUAGAAGAUCAUGGACCGUUCCAAUCUCUAUCCAGGCUGUGGGGGCAUCAUGCACACCUUGCUGUAUUUAUUAAUUAUGUACUAUCUAAUAGUGAUCCUUCUAGUUUGUUAUUUUAUUUAGUAACUGAUUUAUACAAGGAAGGAAAUGCCAAAGAGAUGAAAAAAUGGGCAUAUGAAAUUCAUUCUAGUUUUCUAGUACCUGGUGCGCCAUUACGUUUGCAUAAUGUAGAUGAGAAUGUCGCAAAUGAGAUUGAUGAUGUCCUUUUGAAAGAAUCUGAUAAAGAAGAAAUUCUCAGAAAGAUAUUUUGGAAGGCACGUACCAGAGCAAAGGAAGAAUUGAAUGAACAAUUGACGCAUUUCCAACAAAAGAGAACCGCGGGAUUGGCCACAAUUUUCGGUCCAACCGAUAUUUCGCUUGAUGAGAGUAUAUCCGAUAAAGCACGUGAAACAAAAAUUAUUGAAACAUAUCUUCUACCAAAAAUGGAACCUUACCUGUAAGAUUUAUUUAUGAAAUUUUUUAACAAUUUUUC
Wasmannia auropunctata (little fire ant) is the source of this 1712-nucleotide messenger RNA. Its product is annotated as rho guanine nucleotide exchange factor 12-like. Gene Ontology annotation, cellular component: cytoplasm. The transcript has 10 exons. Gene Ontology annotation, biological process: G protein-coupled receptor signaling pathway. NCBI's taxonomy places the organism in Eukaryota, Metazoa, Arthropoda, Insecta, Hymenoptera, Formicidae. Gene Ontology annotation, molecular function: guanyl-nucleotide exchange factor activity; G protein-coupled receptor binding. Bases 16 to 1680 code for a protein of 554 amino acids. The record is from RefSeq and is a predicted model, not a curated record.